This is a messenger RNA of Monopterus albus (swamp eel), 1379 nucleotides long. RefSeq names its product cilia and flagella associated protein 300 (gene cfap300). The record is from RefSeq and is a predicted model, not a curated record. The coding region runs from base 41 to 832 and encodes 263 amino acids. The transcript is spliced from 8 exons. NCBI's taxonomy places the organism in Eukaryota, Metazoa, Chordata, Actinopteri, Synbranchiformes, Synbranchidae.
CCUGAAUGUCACAGUCUGAAUUGCCAACAAAAGAGUCAACAUGGCUGGAGAGAAAUAUGCCAUUGAGCAAAGUUUUUCUUUUUCUCUUCUUUCCUCCAAGAAGUUCCUCUUCCAACAGGACAAAGACACUUUAGCGCUGUUAAUGAAAUGGUCCAUGCUGGGGAGGAUUUCAGCUCAGUCUUACAGCUUUGAUCAGAGCUUUCACCCUUACAACUGUGAAAAGUUUGCACUGUGUUUCUUCACAGACCCUAAUGUGGUAUCAAGUCUGAGAAAGAUGGAAGCAGGAGUCUGGGUGCCUCUUGACAAGCCAGUGGUGUCUGUUGAUGUGGAGGUGGUGCCAUGCACUGCAGUCUCCAUGGAGCUGUUUGACCCAGUCUACUCUUGUGGGAUCCUGAGGCCUUCUGGACAUGUAGUUAAAUGCUUUCAUGAUGUCUACCCUGACUAUGAUGAGCUCAGACAGAUGUUGCAGGAAGAGGACUCUGACCACUACUAUGUGGUUGGGAAAGAGGAGCGAAGAGAGUUUCUGUUUCGCCUCUUCAAGCACUUGUGUCUUGGGGGAGAGCUCUGCCAGUACGAAGAUACCAUUGAUCCUUACAUAAGCACCACAAAGAAAAUGUACAAAGACCUGAUCAGUGUGCAGAAGGAUCCAGAGACCAGGAAGAUCAGUGUCGUCUCCACAGUGCUCAAAGUGUGUGCCUAUGAUGAAUCGGGACGAUGUUACCCUGGAAGACAAGAGGAGGAGCAAACAUUUGCCUAUUUGAUUGUCGACCCGUUCAAACGACACAUGACUAUGUUGCAUCACUUCUACGGUGUUGGAAACUUCACAUUAUGAAGACCUGGAAAUAGUCUUACUUCCUGAAUCAAACCUAUCAGUCGCCUGCUGCACACGCUAACACAAUGGAAUUUGUGGCCUAAUGAAUGGGUUCACUCUGUCAGUAAGCAUUCCUUCUUUACUGUUGUGAGCAAUUUGAGAAAAAUGGUAAAUUGUCUCAAAACCUGUAUAGUACUUUCCUAUGCAUUGCACCACAUUUUCACAUUCACAAACACCAGUGAUAUCACUGGGAGCAACUGGAGCUUCAGCAUCUUGUUCAAUGGCACUUCGACACGUGGACUAGGGAAGCCAGGAAUUAAACCACCAACCUUCCGGGUAGGAGACUGCUCUAUGUUCUGAACCACAGCCGCCCCAGUCAAAAGGAGAGCAAAGGGAAUAAUUGUUUUGUUCUUUGUGUCAUCAAACCAUUUUAAACCAACAUUAAGAAGCAACUCUGUGCCUUUCUUUGUGGAUGUUCUGUAAGAAGUUACUUCUCUCAUUGUAAACUAAAAGUAAUUUAAAAGCUAACAUCCUUCUCUAAAUAUUAAUAGGCAGGCAGUGUUAUAUA